Messenger RNA from Effrenium voratum, 843 nucleotides. NCBI's taxonomy places the organism in Eukaryota, Dinophyceae, Suessiales, Symbiodiniaceae. The record is from the annotation of a GenBank genome assembly.
AUGUUUCGCUUCUUGGUUGUGGCGCUGUCUCCCUUCGCUUCCGCCGUACGUGGCACCAUGAUGGACGCCGACAUCCAGACAGAGGACCUCUAUACUGCCCAUGCCUUCCAAAUGGUACGCCGCUACACGAAGUUGCAGAUGACGGAGGAGGAGGUGCAGCGUGUGUUGGACCAGCACGGUGACCUGAAAGAAGCUGUCGGCGCGCACCUUAACUUCACCGAGACCAGGCUUCCUGCCAGCUUGGUGCAGGGGGACCUGAAGUCGGCGCUCCUGGAGCGUGCGCGUGCUGCCUUGGGUGACAAAGGCAAGGCGCUGGAUGGCACGGUCCACGGCAAGACGCCGUGCAGGUGCUUCAUCGAGAAGAUCAAGAUCCUCGGCCAGAAAGUCCAGCUGGCAGACCUCGACCGCGAGCGCGUGGGCUAUUCGUGCGCUUCGAGCUGCAUGAACCGCUGCAGCGGCGACAGCAAGUACAAGAUGGACCCACACGAGGCGCGCGUUCUGGGCGCUGAUGGUGUGCACCAAGCCAUGAAGGUCGGCCAAUGCGAGGAUGGGGAGUGCAAGUGCCUGGACGCCACCCAGUCCGUCCAGCAAGUGCGAUGGGCCAACGAGAGAUUGCGCACCAGGCUUGACGUGGUGGUGCUGCCGGCCCCCCAUUACGCUGCAAACGAGCCGCCCAACCAGUACAACUCGCCGGAAGAGUGCCUGAACAGCUGUGGCCGCUACUCUUGCCGCGACCAACAGAUGGGAGCCUACGAGAUUGACUGGGAGGGCAUGUGCAUCGACGAGUGGGGACAUGCCGGUGGAGCCGGCGAGUGGGGGCAUGCCAGUGAGUGGGGAUAUUAG